GACUUGAAACGACACCCUCCAAGUUCAGCGUCAGGAUUUUCAAGUCAACUCCACCGUGAAUAUCUAUCAACACAUGGGAGUAUUCGAUUUCAUUCUCUUAUUUGGUAGUCAAAGUGAUUGUUUGUGGUUGAUUGGUAAGUUUCUGCGAGCUUUGAAAAUAUUACAUCAUCUAAAAGCUGCUUAUGCUUUUCUGAACAGUCGUUGAUGCAUUCGUGGCUGUUUCAUAAAUGAAUGUUGAGAGACAAAAUCGGUGGUUGUGUUGUAUCUUGUAUUCGGCUGGCGCGAGAGAAGAUGGAGGAUAUUUAAUUUGAUUUUACCUUUUUUCGUGGAAUAAUGUGAGAAAUAUAUUUUUCCAAACUUUCCAGCUGCAUUGAGGAAAAGAAUGGCCGCCAGUUUGAGGGAAAAGCAAGUUGUGGCCAUCAAGAAGAUUUUAAAUCUGAAUGCACCUCUGGUGAAUUCCUCCACAACAGAGCCUGUCUGGAAAGUACUGGUCUAUGACAAAUAUGGUCAAGAUGUCAUCUCACCUGUUCUGGCUGUCAAGGAGCUUCGGGACCUGGGAGUCACACUGCACAUGCCUCUGCACGCCGUCCGUAACACCGUGCCGGACGCGCCGGCCAUCUACCUGUGUGUGCCCAGCGACGACAACCUGAGACGCAUCUGCCAGGACCUGGCCGACAAUGUGUACGACUCCUACUACUUCAACUUCCUGGCGCCGAUCUCGCGUCAGAAGCUGGAGCUGCUGGCCACCGCCGCUCUGCAGGCAAACUGCGCAGCCUCCAUAAAAAAGGUGUUCGACCAGUACGUCCACUUUAUCUCACUGGAGAAGGACAUGUUUGUGCUCAGACAUCAUGACAAUGAGACGACGUCGUACUACGCGCUAAAUCGAGGUGACGUGAAAGAUACCGAGAUGGACGUCAUGAUCAACAGCAUGGUGGACAGCUUGUUUGCUGUCUGCGUCACACUAGGCACGGUGCCAAUUAUCCGAUGUCCGCGCAACAACGCCGCCGAGAUGGUGGCCGAGCGGCUGGACCGCCGGCUGCGGGAGAACGUGCGUGACGCGCGCAGCUCGCUGUUCAGCGGCGAGACGCUGGCCGGCGGACAGUACGCCUUCCAGCGGCCGCUGCUAGUGGUGCUCGACCGAAACAUGGACCUGGCCACGCCACUGCACCACACAUGGACCUACCAGGCGCUGGCGCAUGACGUGCUCGACCUGCGGCUGAACCGUGUCACCGUCGAGGAGACGGUCGGCGAGGACGAGCGGCGACAGACCAAGACCAAGACGUUCGACCUGGCGCCCACCGACGAGUUCUGGCAACAGCACAAGGGCAGUCCGUUCCCGAUGGUGGCCGAGGCGGUGCAGGAGGAGCUCGACAAGUACCGCGCCUCCGAGGGCGAGGUCAAGCAGCUGAAGCACGCCAUGGGCCUGGACGGCGAGUCGGACGAGGCCAUCAGCCUGUUGUCCGAUAACACGGCCAAACUGACGUCGGCCGUCAGCUCGCUGCCCGAGCUGCUCGAGCGCAAACGGCUCAUCGACGCGCACACCACCAUCGCCACAGCUAUUCUGGAGCACAUCAAGCGGCGCAAGCUGGACGCCUACUUUGAGACGGAGGAGAAGCUGCUGUCGCGCGCGGCGCCGGAGCGGCCGCUGGUCGAGCUGCUCCGGGACCCGGAGAUGGGCUCGGCCGCCGACGCGCUGCGGCUCUUCCUGAUGCACUAUGUGAGCGCCGAGGAGGUGUCCAGCACUGAACUGGAGCAGUGUGUGCAGGCGCUGUCGGAGCGCGGCGCCGACCUCUCGGCCGUCCAGUUCGCCAAACGGUGGAGGAUGUAUAACCGGAUGCCGACCAGCGCCAACCAGUACCUGGGCGGUGGCACCAAGACCGUCAACAUGUUCAGCAAGCUCAUGUCGCAGGGUAGCCAGUUCGUCAUGGAGGGCGUCAAAAACCUGGUCGUCAAGAAACAUAACCUGCCGGUGACGCGGAUCGUGGACGCGCUGAUGGAGCAGAAGAGUCUGCCAGAAGUGGAGGAGUUCCGCUACCUGGACCCCAAGCUGCUGCGGCCGCCCGGCUCCGAGGCGCAGGGCGCGCGCUCGAGGAACACAUUCCAGGAGGCCGUGGUGUUUGUGGUCGGCGGAGGGAACUACAUCGAGUACCAGAACCUGGUGGACUACACCAAGAGCAAAACUGGCACGGCGACGAAGCGGGUCAUAUACGGCUGUUCGGACCUUCAGAAUGCCUCGCAGUUCCUCAAACAGCUCGGACAGCUGGGGACGGAAAUGCAGUGAUUGACCGUGAGUGGACCGCGACAUGUGCUGUGUACCAAUUAUCCCGGUCGGGGCGUGAGGUGACAGGGCUGGUGGUGCGGGGGCCCGCUCUCCAAAUAAAUAUAUUUAUUAGGAAAGGAAAAACCUUGUGCUAUUGGUAAAGCCUUAGGUGUAUUUGAUUUUAUUUGCCCCCGGCAAUUCCUGUGUAAAUCGCCCCAAUGGGUGGCCGAGUGUCCCUCCGCCAUUCUUUAUUUAAAAGCAUGGCUGGUUCAGCGUGCGAGCGGCGCGGCCCGUUCUGUGAUGCCCGGGCGGCCGCGCUGUGCCCGGCUAUGGUAUCGGUCUCCGGUGGUGCCUGGGAUCGCGGGCCGCCCGGCAGCAGCGGCUGAUGGGAGGACGGGAGAUCGUACCGUGCGGCUGAUGUGCGUCUCCCGCGCUACCCGAGGGAGACGGAGCAUUUGUUACGCUGAAUACAGAGACCGACUUGUUA
Messenger RNA from Amphibalanus amphitrite, 2747 nucleotides. RefSeq names its product sec1 family domain-containing protein 1-like. The coding region runs from base 383 to 2281 and encodes 632 amino acids. Gene Ontology annotation, molecular function: syntaxin binding. Gene Ontology annotation, biological process: endoplasmic reticulum to Golgi vesicle-mediated transport; intracellular protein transport. Lineage: Eukaryota; Metazoa; Arthropoda; Thecostraca; Balanomorpha; Balanidae. The record is from RefSeq and is a predicted model, not a curated record. Gene Ontology annotation, cellular component: Golgi membrane; cytosol. The transcript is spliced from 13 exons.